AUGGAAGACUCGACUUCCCUGAAGCAAGAAAAAGAAAACCACGAAUUGAAGGAAGUAGAGGGGCCAUGGGAAGAAAAGACAGCAGCUUCUCCCCAAGUCCCUGACCCUCAGUCAUCUGAGCCUUUGGAGGCAGAGCAGGCACCAGAAACUGGACCCCAGCCCAGCAAAAGCCCUCCUUGGAGCCCCCGGUCCAGAGCCAGCAUGGUUCUGGGAGAUCUCACAGAACUAGGGGCAUUACCUCCCCAUUCCCCUCCUCAGCAGCCUUCUUCCACUCCUCCCUUGACUCUGGGGGAGCAGGAUCUUGGGAUCCCACUGCAGUCAGACAGGACCACUAGUAUAAUUCCUAAUUUUGGGACACUUGUUUCUGAUCCUUUGGAACAACCAUCUGACAAGAGAGAAUCAACUUUUCAUCGCACAAGACAAUUGGAGGAAAACACCUUUCCACAGUCUCAGCAAUCCAAAUCUGAUCUAUAUGGGCCAAAGGACCCAAGCUAUGAUACCUCUAAACAAAAAGAGCUGAGAUUUGACGUUUUUCAGGAAGAAGAUUCAAACAGUAAUUGUGAUCUUCUGCAGCUGGAGCCUGGGGCCUCAGAAGUGGCCCCCAGCAUGCUUGAGAUUGCCAUUCAGAAUGCUAAGGCUUACCUACUGAGGACCAGUAGCAAGUCGGGCCUCAAUCUAUAUGAUCAUCUUUCUAAUGUGCUGACCAAGAUGUUAGAUGAGCGUCCCGAAAAUGCUGUUGACAUCAUUGAAAAUAUUAGCCAAGAUGUGAAAAUGGCUCAUUUUAGUAAAAAAUUAGAUACACUUCAAAAUGAGAAUGAGCUGCUUCCAAUGUAUGAAAUAGCUGAGAUGCAGAAGACUCUUUUUCUCCAGGGAAAUUUAGAAGGAGCUGAUCAGGAAUUAGAAGAUGAAAUAACAGAAAGCUCUCUUCCAAAUGUAAUGGAGUCAGCUUUUUAUUUUGAACAAGCCGGAGUUGGUCUGGGCACUGAUGAGACUUACCGCAUUUUUCUUGCCCUCAAACAACUUACUGAAACCCACCCAAUCCAAAGAUGCCGUUUCUGGGGUAAGAUCCUGGGUAUAGAAAGAAAUUAUAUUGUAGCUGAAGUGGAAUUUCGUGAGGGGGAAGAUGAAGAGGAGGUGGAGGAGGAAGACAUAGCUGAAGAAAGGGACAAUGGAGCAAUUGAAGCUGAUGAAGAGGAGGAAGAUGAAUUACCAAAGGCCUUUUACAAGCCCCCACCAACUAUACCCAAAGAAGAAAAUAGAACAGGCGCCAACAAAUAUGUCUAUUUUGUAUGCAAUGAACCAGGAAGACCUUGGGUGAAGUUACCAUCAGUUGUACCUGCACAAAUUGUGAUUGCAAGAAAAAUCAAGAAAUUUUUCACUGGGAGAUUAGAUGCUCCCAUCCUAAGCUACCCACCUUUCCCAGGAAAUGAGAGCAAUUACUUGCGAGCACAAAUUGCCAGAAUUUCAGCAGGAACUCACGUCAGCCCUCUAGGAUUCUUCCAGUUUGGUGAAGAGGAAGGAGAGGAGGAGGAAGAAGUGGAGGGUGGGAGAGAUAGCUUUGAGGAAAACCCUGAUUUUGAAGGCAUUCAAGUGAUGGAUCUAGUGGAAUCUCUCUCCAAUUGGGUUCAUCAUGUACAGCAUAUUCUUCCACAGAGAUUCAGAAUAUGCCUGCUUGGACAACACGGCUGUCCUCAAAUCUCAUCCCACAGUAUGCUAUCGCAGUCCUCCGAUCCAACCUCUGGCCUGGAGCAUAUGCCUUUUCCAAUGGCAAAAAGUUUGAGAAUUUCUACAUAG
This is a messenger RNA of Marmota flaviventris (yellow-bellied marmot), 1794 nucleotides long. It is a transcript of the gene Rsph4a, whose product is annotated as radial spoke head component 4A. Lineage: Eukaryota; Metazoa; Chordata; Mammalia; Rodentia; Sciuridae. The record is from RefSeq and is a predicted model, not a curated record. Gene Ontology annotation, biological process: axoneme assembly; cilium assembly; cilium movement involved in cell motility. Gene Ontology annotation, cellular component: axoneme; radial spoke.